CGCCGCCCCAUGCUCUCCUACUGAGGCUUUCAGACUCCAGUCCCUCCGUCUAUCCACAGCCUAUCGUACACAAGCUAUCUCACCGGCCGCAAAUACACGACCAUUUCCUAUCCCGGAGCUGUAUUCAACGGCGACUUGUUCGUGAGACUUGAAUCAUGAAUGAAAUGAACAGACCCAUCGCCUCGGGGCCCACUGUGCAAACAGUCUCCACCGAGGAAAUGUACCAGGUCAUCACGGGGGCGUCAUCGCAGGAUCCGACCGUGUUCCAAGCGUCGGGCAAGCGCCUCAAAGAGAUGCUCGAGAUGUUCGGUGCCUACGACGCGUUGCACGAGAUCGCCGCGCAGAGAAACGUGCCGGUCGCGAUUCGCCAGCAAUCUAUCAUCCAAUUCAAGAACGCUGCUUUGCCGCACUGGCGCUCUCGAAAGAUAUUGUCCGAUGAGCAAAGAGUGCGGAUCCGCCAACGGUGUUUCUCGUUCUUGGACGAACCGGAUGAGACGAUCGCAGACUGCAACCAAGUCAUAGUUUCUAAGAUUGCCAGAAUCGACUUCCCUGUUAAUUGGUCCAAUCUUGUGGACGAGCUACUUAAAAUCAUCGAUACGACCCUGACUGCUCGGUCGGCGGACCCUGCCAAUGACAACCCACAAAAUGUUCUGGUCCUGAAACGAAGCCUAAAGAUUUUCAACGGGAUCAUCAAAGAACUCGCAGCAGUGAAGAUGCCGUCCGGUGUCAAAACGAUGGCCAUGGCAAGUGUUGACGAGAGCACAAGGCCUACUUGCUGGAUAUUAUUCCGCGCUGAUGUUCUCUUCAUACAUUACUCCAGAUAUGAGUGCUUCGCUCUCCAUUCGUGGCAACAACGACAUCCUGCUUGCGCACCUCGUUUACAAACCUCUCUCGAAACUGGCUGUUUGGCUGUGGAACCGGUUGGACAAAGGCGGGAGGGAGGGACUCGAUCUCGAAGCGGGACGACUAUGGGUACGGACCAGUUUCCUUUUGGCUGUCCUGAUGAUGACCUGCACAUAUCAAAGGUCGGGUCCUUUGUGGAAGGAUCCAAGAGUGCGCUGCAGCAAUUGGUGGCGUGGAGGAUAACGAUUCUUCAAAGUUACAACACGAAUCCCUUUGCCGUAGCAGCUGCCGACACGCUGACACGACAUAUCCGGCUACUCGGGAAACUCUUCAGGCGAUUACAAGAACUGUCCGCGGCAAGAUUCACCACAAUCCCUUGCUCCGCAGAGCUGGUUGCAUACUACUGGCAGCAAGUUGUCCAGGCCACGCAGACCCCUGCGUUGAUCAAAGGUGGCCAAGAGCCGGAUUCACCAGAGGCCAUAUAUCCUGUGCGCUUUCUAGUGCAAGGAAUGGUUCUGUUCAAGGAGAAUCUAGCUCAAUGGAAGCCUGUUCGGAACGACGGCAGCGCAAAUCCAGCUUCGUUAUCCGCGGACGACGUACGCAAUGCUAUCGAAACCUUGAUAACACAGUUCAUGCCGCUAAAAGAAGCAGAACUGGAGGGCUGGGUGGCUGAUCCCGAGCAGUGGGUCAAUGACGAAGUCACGGAAAAUGACCAAUGGCAAUUUGAGAUCCGGCCCUGCAGCGAACGGGUUCUCAUGCAGCUUGCUACCCAAUUCCCCGAUAUCGUUCGCGUGCUAUUACUGCAACUGUAUAACAAUAGUGCCACUCAGAUCGCGAGUGACCUGGCCGGUGUCGUCAAGAAAGAGGCUUUGUACUGUGCGAUCGGACGUUGUGCCCUGAGGCUGAAGGAUGCGAUUCCGUACGAAGCAUGGCUGCAGACAACUCUUGCUGAAGAAGCCAAAAGUACCAAUCCAGCUUACCCCAUUAUCAAACGUCGGAUUGCAUGGUUGCUGGGAAAAUGGGCCUCUCAACAGUGUAUAUCACCGACAAAUCCUCUCUUAUGGCAGGUCCUGAUGCAUCUGCUGCGGGACCGUGGACCAGGAAGCGAUCCUGUCGUUCGACUAACGGCUGCGUUUGCUCUCAGGGAGGCUGUUGACACUCUCGAAUUCGAUAUCAAUGUCUUUUCCCCGUUCCUUCCCGAUGCUGUCUCCGAGCUGGUCCGACUGCUGGGAGAAGCCGAUACCCUAGAAAUCAAGCGCAAGGUGGAUUACGCUCUCAAUGUCGUCAUUGAGCAAUCGGGAGAGAGGAUAUCGGAACUCAUGCACAUUAUUGCCACUCCGUUGCCAGAUCUUUGGAUGGGUGCCACUGCAGCAGAAGACUGGCUGUUCAAAUCUACUCUCCUUGAGACGUUGGCCAAAUUGGUCGAGGCUAUCAAGGCUAAAUCAGCGCCUCUGGCAGUCCUUGUGCAGCCUCUUGUGACCGAAAGUCUUGCUCCUGGGGCUGCAACACAUCUCGACGAAGACGCGAUGGCGCUCUGGGUUACGUUCCUGCGCAAUGCAGGAACUCUCCCUGGAGAUUCCCCAAUGCUAAAUCUGUUCCCAACUGCCAUAUACUAUCUUUCCAAUCAGUUUGAUAUCCUCGGCAAGACGCUCAAUAUCGUCGAGUCCUACCUGCUGCUGGAUUGCCCCCACAUUCUGCGAAAUUUCUCGCGCGACCUUUUUGCUGCAUUUGUCAAAGCGUUGCAGAGCUCAGCGAUAGUUGCCGUGAACUCCAAAGAUAUCUUGUUGACGAUUAACCUGAUCGUGCAGCUGGCGCCGGCAGAGUUGUGGGGCGAAGCGAUGCAUGCGACGGAGCUUUUUGCGCAUUUGAUGUCGAAUGUGUUCGAAGGAGAGUGUGGGGCAUUGCUAUUGACCGAGCAUAUCUUGCUCAUGGCCCGGAUCGUCAUGGCCGAUCGGCAGAUGUUCUUGCAACUGAUGAGUGCCACUGCGACACCCGCAUUGACCGAGCAGAAGUUGUAUGAGAAGCUGUUGGAUCAGUGGUGGGGCACUUGGGACAACAUGUCUGAGCCGAGGUACCGCAAGCUUUCGGCUAUGGGGAUCGCAGCAUUGGUGUCAACCGCACGGCCCGAUGUCCUGGAACGUUUGCCCGGCGACAUUUUCAACAUCUGGACCGAUGUGCUUCUCGAGCUCAAGGAGGCCCAGGAGGCACCCCAGCAGGAAUUCGAUACUAAUGAUGGCGAUGCACAGCCACUCAAUCUGUUGCGCCAUUGGGAAUUCAACGAAGCGCCGACGACGUUCUAUGAUGGCACCGAGGGGACACCAGAGUAUGAGCGUCGAAAAAUGGUCUACGAGCGGGAUCCUGUGCGGACCUUCCAGCUGACUGCAUACAUCCAAGAGCACCUCGCACAGGCCCGGAAUAAUUGCGGACCGGACGCAUUUGACGCGAAUUAUUUCAACAAAGCUGAUCCUGCAGUCCGGGAGAUGAUUCAAAAGCAGUUGUCGUGAUUAUUGAGCAGGCGCCUCCGAUGAGGAUAGAAUUGCCGUCGACUGUAGCUUAGUUUUUGUGCGAAGAGGAAUGCCGUUUGUUCUCCGUCAAAUAUGCAUGCCGCAUCUCAAAGCGAACUCGAUAUGCAUAAAUAUACCCAGAGAGGGGAGUUCGCCAUUGAGUGGUGAUGCGCACCGCCACCGUGACAUCAUUCUCUUUCUCAUCUCUGUGUGGUGUGAAAGGCACGACCAGAUCUGCCUCGGCUUCAGUGCAAGAAAAACCUGGCUCUCUCUUGUUCUGCCGCCGUCAAGUCGUAUCGGGCCUGGCUUGGAGAGAGAAACUAGUGACCUCUGUAACGCGUCGUAUAAGCACAUCCUGCCACAAAUCGCAUUGAGAGUGCAACGUCUUGGGACCCAACAUUGAUGUGCUUGGUGUCCAGGUUGUCCGAGACAGUUCUUCAGCGAGCAUGGUCCUCCGCCAGUGCAUCACAUCCGAAGAGCAUGCAAUCUGCGCCCCUCCAGCUGUGCAUGACGGGGCUAGACAUGCAGUCGCUUUGGGACACCUUUCGGCUGUGAAAUGGACACCGAAAUUGGCGCUUGAAAGACUGGGAGUCUCGAUGUGCCGCGGCACCAGGAAUCGUCCGAUGCGUGCACAACCGUCACACUGUCCGAGACGUACGACGACGGGAUCUCGCCACUUCGAACCAUCUUCCGAAACGUCCUUGCGGAACUGGGGUGAUUACUGGAGUCACGAGGUUGUCGAGAUGUGAGCAGCGAAUGCGAACGGGCUCUCGUUCGGUUCCGCCGUUUGGCAGUGCAUUGGAAGAAGGGAGUAAUGUUCCGAGUUGUCUGGGUCGGGGCCAACAGAACGGCAGUUCACCGCGCCCAUCAUUGCUUUCCAGGCUGCUAAACGGCUGAAACAGGAACACUAGACUACUUAAGAUCCCUGUAACGGUCUACUGCAUUUAAACAACACAAGAACUGGAUCUCUCCUCCGUUCUUCCAGAUGCGGUCCAGUCCGAUGAUUACGCGACUGCGUUUAGUCACCCCUAUAAGUGGGACCACUUUUGAUAUUUUUUCGGAGGUUCAAAAGAACUGUGUCAGACCGCUCGGUGCUUGGCAACCACCAUGGAUUUCGUCCUCGACAUUCUCGACACCUACGUCCUGGACGACCUGUACGCCAAGGUCAUCCCUCUCUCCGCAUUCGUGCCUUCCGCCAAUGCUUCCAUUUCUGCUGCUGCCUCCUCCGCUUCGCAAUGGGAAAAGAUUGUGUCCUUCUUACCCCGCCCUCCCAUCUCCAUCGACGACGCGUCGUACUCUACUGUCGCACGAUCUAUCCAACUGUCCGCAUGGCCACGGGACUACAUUCCGCGCCAGCUGCUCUCACUGAGCGUGUUCACACUCAUUGGGAUCCACCUGCUAUACUUCAUAUUCGCGUGGCUCUCGUACAAAUUCAUCUUCAACCACGAGAUGCGGCGGCAUCCUCGGUUCCUCAAGGACCAGGAGAAGCUGGAGAUCCAGAGCAGUCUGCGCGCAUUCCCGAUGAUCACACUGCUCACACUACCAUGGUUCCUUGGUGAGGUGCGGGGGCACUCGCGCUUGUACGAUGGGCUGGACGAUUAUGGAUGGGCAUACCUCAUCAUCUCACCGUUCAUUUUCCUGCUGUUUACCGAUUACUGCAUCUACUGGGUCCACCGCUGGCUGCACAUCCCCUUCUUCUACAAGCGACUGCACAAACCGCACCACAAGUGGAUCAUUCCCACGCCCUACGCGUCGCACGCAUUCCACCCCGUGGACGGCUACUUGCAGAGUGUGCCGUACCACCUCUUCGUCUUCAUCCUCCCGCUGCACCGGCUGCUCUAUCUCGCGAUGUUUGUGUUCGUGAACUUCUGGAGCAUCUUCAUCCACGACUCGGAUAUGAUUACGGGGCAUCCGCUCGAGUCUGUCAUCAACGGUCCUGCCCACCACACACUGCAUCACAUCUACUUCACGGUCAACUACGGCCAGUAUUUCACAUGGGCUGACCGCGUCGGGAAGUCCUACAAACAACCACAAUCGCAUCUGGACCCGCUGCUGGAGGUCAAGAAGACGGAGUAAAAAGGCUGCGUGCUGAGUUAUGCAUAUAUAUGAUUAUAGAGAAUAAUGGGCGCUCUGUCUUGAUGCAUUGUAAUACCACUAAUCAAAUACCAAACAUGCUGUGCCAUCAUCA
This is a messenger RNA of Mycena citricolor, 5535 nucleotides long. The record is from the annotation of a GenBank genome assembly. Lineage: Eukaryota; Fungi; Basidiomycota; Agaricomycetes; Agaricales; Mycenaceae.